AUGAAAUCCUGGCAAGGGAUUGGACCAGUGGCAUACAGGCUGGCACUUCCCCCAUCUUUAGUCGAUGUUCAUGAUGUAUUUUACAAAUUUAUGUUGAGGAAGUACAUUGCGGAUCCGGCCCACGUGUUGACCCAAGAAUUACCUGAACUCCCCGAGGACCUGACUUACGUCGAGAAGCCUGUGAAGAUUCUUGAGAGGAAUGAGCAUAAUCUUCGAAAUCGUGUCGUCUCUUAUGUUAAGGUACGAUGGAGAAACCAUUCUAACGAGGAGGCAUCUUGGGAGCGCGAGAGCGAGAUUCGAGCAACGCAUCCCCAUCUAUUCAACAUGACAG
Messenger RNA from Telopea speciosissima, 331 nucleotides. RefSeq lists its product as uncharacterized. NCBI's taxonomy places the organism in Eukaryota, Viridiplantae, Streptophyta, Magnoliopsida, Proteales, Proteaceae. The transcript has a single exon. The record is from RefSeq and is a predicted model, not a curated record. The annotation marks the transcript as partial.